Terrapene triunguis (Three-toed box turtle) is the source of this 394-nucleotide messenger RNA. Its product is annotated as signal transducer and activator of transcription 2-like. Gene Ontology annotation, biological process: response to peptide hormone; cell surface receptor signaling pathway via JAK-STAT; type I interferon-mediated signaling pathway. NCBI's taxonomy places the organism in Eukaryota, Metazoa, Chordata, Testudines, Emydidae. The record is from RefSeq and is a predicted model, not a curated record. Gene Ontology annotation, molecular function: DNA-binding transcription factor activity, RNA polymerase II-specific; RNA polymerase II cis-regulatory region sequence-specific DNA binding. The annotation marks the transcript as partial. The transcript has 3 exons.
CGAACGGCGCCACCCCCAGCCCCGAGCUGGCCCGCCAGACGGAGCAGCUGCAGGCCAUGCUGAACAACCUGGACCGGAGCCGCAAGGACGUGCUGGCCCGGGCGCAGGAGCUGCUGGGCCGCUGUGAGACGCUGCGGGAUUUCCUGCUGGAGGAGCUGGCCGAGUGGAAGGACCGGCAGCGGAGGGCCUGCAUCGGGGCAGCCUGCGACACCAGCCUGAGCCGCCUGGAGACCUGGUUCACGGGGGCGGCCGAGGUGCUGUUCCAGCUCUGGCGUCUCCUGCGGGCCCUGUGCGACCAGCACAUCAAGCUCACCUACCAGCAUGACCCGCUGACAACGCAGCGACCCCUGCUGGAGAGCCGGCUGCAGGAGCAGCUCUCCUGCCUCUUGCGGAG